AUGGCUCUCGUCGAGGUGCCGACGCCGCUGGCCCUUCUGGGUGGUUUGCUGGCAAUGGCUCUGAGUGCGCACUACAUGACGGCACGCAGCAAGACGGGCGUGCUGGGCAAGAUGGCGGCUUUGGUGAACAUGCUGUGCUUCCUCAAUGCCUCCCUUGGCGUUAACGUCGUCAUGGCGCUUACCUACCUCUUCGUCAGGCCCUUCAGCGCCGCCACCGUACGCAGGCUGAACUCGAAUUUUGCGGAGGCGAUGUGGGCGGACGCGGUGAGUGCCAUCAUGCCGCCGUCGAAGGUGGUGGUGACGGGGGAGAUGCCGGACGAUGACACCCAGGCUAUCGUCAUUGCCAACCAUCAGGUGGAUUGUGACUGGUGGUUCCUCUUCGAGCUGAUGCGACCACUCCGGCGGCACGGAGCCUUGAAAAUCAUCCUGAAGGACGACCAGAAGCACAUCCCGGUGACGGGCUGGGGCAUGCGCGGCUUUGGCUUCGUGUUCCUCAAGAGAGACUGGGUUAAGGACAGGGCUAACCUGGAGAAACAGCUCGGCGUUUUCACCGGAGACGGUUUCCCGCUGCGGCUCCUCAUAUUCCCGGAGGGAACGACGAUAAACGGCAGGUCGAUGGAGAAGUGCACGGCGUUCGCCAAGAAGGAACAACGCCCGAGGUUCGAGCACCUCUUGCUCCCGCGAACGACGGGAUUCGGCGCCUGCCUGAAUGCCUUCCGUCGGACGGAAAGCCCGGGCGGUCGGGGUGGGGGUGGGGGUGGGGGUGCGAGAAGAGGAGGAGAUGGAGGGGGAGAGGGGGCGGCCAGAGGCGCCGGGGCCGCAGGGCAUUCAAGCCGUGUGGUGUACGAUAUUACGAUGGGCUACACCGGCUACAGCGGGGAAAUCCCCUCGUGGGAGAUGGGCUACACGCGGGAUAGGGACGUCGACGUCCCAAACCUUGGGGCUUUGCUCAAGGGCCGCGCUCCUGGACCCGUUCACCUUCACGUCGAGAAGCACUGCGUGGACGACAUCGCUGGCGACGGCAAGACCUGGUUAGACGCCACCUGGGCCCGAAAGGACGCCCUCCUGCGGCGCUUCGUCGAGGACGGCCGCUUCCCGCACCAGCCGGUCGCGGUUUUCGAGUCCCGCAAGAGCCCGAUGGCCUUCCUCUUGCUGUCGGCCACGCCCAUCGUUGCCGGCCUGUUGCUGUACCACGGCAUCACGGACGCCUUGGCGAUGUUCGCGGCGGGAGCGGCGGCGGCGGCGGCAGCGGGGGGAGACGCGGGCGGCAUCGUGGCGGGCGUUGCGAAGGGGGCCGCCGCAUCAGGAGCAACAAGCGAGGAGGAGGAGGUGGAGGAGGAGGAGGAGGAGCGGCGGCGAUAG
Molecule: messenger RNA, 1362 nt
Organism: Ectocarpus siliculosus
Lineage: Eukaryota; Phaeophyceae; Ectocarpales; Ectocarpaceae
Source: the annotation of a GenBank genome assembly